Messenger RNA from Sipha flava (yellow sugarcane aphid), 1336 nucleotides. RefSeq lists its product as uncharacterized. NCBI's taxonomy places the organism in Eukaryota, Metazoa, Arthropoda, Insecta, Hemiptera, Aphididae. Gene Ontology annotation, molecular function: structural constituent of chitin-based larval cuticle. The record is from RefSeq and is a predicted model, not a curated record. Gene Ontology annotation, cellular component: chitin-based extracellular matrix. The transcript has 3 exons. The coding region runs from base 241 to 1140 and encodes 299 amino acids.
CAACGGUUAUAAUUUUACAAAACGUUUCGUUCGGCAAAACACUUGUUCGUUCUGUUAAUGAUCGGUUUUUAUUUUAAUUUUUUUUUUUUUUUUCCUUUUCCGGUAUCCCCGGUAAAUACCGUAUAACGGCCGGGAAUCGCUGUUACGGGUUUUGCCGCCACGAAAACGCAUACGAACGCGCGCGCGCGCACCGAGAACAAUUUUACGAUCGACUGCCGAUGGGAUUUAUACGUGGAGCCGAUGACCAGGAGAACGAUGACGACGGCGGUGUGCGUGUUGGUGGUCGGCGUUUUCGCGGCGACGACCGCGGGCUUCGGGGCCGACGACGACGGUUCGGCCGACUACAACAGUUACCACGGUGCCGAGCCGAGCAGCGGUUACGGCGGCGGGCCCAACCCCAAGCUGCCCGUGAUCCUGAUGCACAAACAGGCGCUGCAGGAGGACGGCGGGUUCCAGUACGCGUUCGCGGCCGACAACGGUCUGCGGCAGGGCGAGUCGAUCCGGCCGGACGGCAGCCGGACGGGCGCGUACUCGUACACGGAUCCCAACGGCAAGGAGGUCAGCGUCAAGUACACGGCCGGCAAGGACGGGUUCCGCAUCAUCCAGGGGGACCACGUGCCGAAAGCGCCCGUGUCCGUGGUACCGGUGUCGCCGACCGGCGGCGGCGGUGCGUACACCACUCACCCGUCGUCCGGUCGCAGCACCGGUCCGGCAAAGAAUAGAUUAUUCGGUGCACCCGGCGGACCUGGUUCUCAGUUUAGCAGAGGUGAUUUCAACACUCCUAGUAAGUACAACUAUGAUGACGGCGAAUCUUUUGGGCCUCCAGCGCCGUACAAAUCAAAAUAUUCAAAGCCUCAGCAACACUAUCGCGUGCACGAAGAAAACAGUGCCGAGCUGGAAGGUAGAUACGACGACGAUGGUUCUUCUGCCUACGACGGCGCUGUAGAUUACAGUAGUCACAGUCCAUUCCGGGCACCUCCUUCCCCCGUACAGGCUGCGGCUUACAGUGGUGGUGCUAGUGAUAACUUACAAAAGAACGAUGAAAGUAGCAAUGAGCGACAACCACAUUCGUUUGGUCGCGGAUAUACAUUCGAAUUCGCCGGCAUCCCCAAGAAUGAUGGGACAUCGGUUGAAUACUAAAACAAAUAACUCUAUUUCUUUUGUUGUGUUUAUUUUUUUUUUAAAUAAGUAUUUAUUAAUCGAUAAUACUUUAUAUAGAUAUUCAGAGGCAACUGAAAAUUGCACCUUUUUUUAAUAUUUCAAAUAAUUGAAUUUAUUUUUAAAAAUCGAGCGAAAAAAAAGAUGAAAAUCUGCGACUUUUAUUUUACCUUGUAUA